Messenger RNA from Trichosurus vulpecula (common brushtail), 6747 nucleotides. RefSeq lists its product as uncharacterized. Gene Ontology annotation, biological process: proteolysis; virion assembly; DNA integration. Gene Ontology annotation, molecular function: aspartic-type endopeptidase activity; zinc ion binding; nucleic acid binding. The record is from RefSeq and is a predicted model, not a curated record. Lineage: Eukaryota; Metazoa; Chordata; Mammalia; Diprotodontia; Phalangeridae.
AACUUUUUCUUUCUGCCCCCUUUCCAACUCUCUCCCAGCAUUUCCCCCAGAGGAGCUAUGGGAAGGGAUGAAAGCCAAUCAGAGGACAUCUCCAGAGGCCAAAAUGGAUGCUGUAGGUGGGCGUCGCGUAGUGAUUGCGUCAUCCAGUUGUCCAGUUGUGGGAUGUCCUGGGGACGCUAACGCUACUAACACCUCCCACUAAAACAAUAACAGUUGGUUCAGAGCCUGGAGUUGACGAGGAAGUUGGUGGGCCUAGCCUUGUGACCCAAAAUAUUGAGCCGAGGAGCAGGUCAAAUCCGAUGACAGCAAGAUUCACUCAUUCCCGUCUGGCCAACAUGGAAAUUACGGAGAGAAUAGGAUUAAAAUUCGGGCAAAUUCUAGGAUUAAAUCAUUGAAAGUUUGGAAACUGGUUAGUUUGAUUUUGGGAAGGAGGGUGAGAGAAGAAAGAGUGAGAGAAAGAACUCCUGAAAUUGUAGAAUCACUGCAGGAAGCUCACUCUUAGGCUGAUAACCUCUGUUUACCUGUAAAUACGGAAUCUGGCGUUUACCUCCCUGUCCAUCUGCUGCCAGUCUUCCUGUUGUUUGUCUUAGUGAAUAAGAAUGGGAAAAUCAGCCUCUAAACCUCAGACUCCAUUAGAUUGUAUGCUAUCCCAUUUUGAUGCAUUUGUUCAUUCAGGGUAUGGUGUUAAAGUGACCAAGAGAAAACUGUCAACUUUAUGUAGGUUUGAGUGGCCAACCUUCGGUGUAGGAUGGCCCCCGGAGGGAACAUUAGAUAGAGGGGUUGUGGGGGCGGUACACCGAGUAAUAACAGGGGAUCCAGGACACCCGGAUCAGUAUCCUUAUAUUGAUAUAUGGUUGCAACUAGUCACGUGUCCCCCUCCCUGGUUGAAAACCUGUACCUUUCAAAAUGGUAUUAGAGUAUUGGUUGCUCGACCCCUAACUCCUAAGGGGGUCCAGAAACGCCCUGAGGCUCCUGUUUUCCAGGCGCCGCCGGAAGAUAUGGAGCCUCCCUUAGCCUGUACCUCUGAGCUCCCUGCAGUUUCCCAAAUCCUGGCGAAAGAUUCCCCCUCCAGACCGCCACCCUAUCGCCCUUCCCCUUCGUCUCCCACAGUUCCUGACAGGUCCCCGAGAAAGGGACUCUACCCUCCCCUUCCCGAUAAUGUGGAGUCCUCCAAGUUCUCCGACACCUCAGCCCUGGAUCCGGUCCCCACUCUGUCUCCAUCUUGCACCCGGGGAGGGGUUCCCUAUGCCUUGGCCGCCUCUUUUACUAAUCCCUCUACCAAACUCCCAGACCCAACCCCCAUUCUCCCUCUCAGACAGACUCUCGGGCCAGAAGGGACUUCUUCCUUGGUAUAUGUCCCUUUUUCAUCAAGUGACAUUUACAAUUGGAAAACUCAGAACCCUCCUUUCUCUGAAAAACCCCAGGCCCUUAUUAGCCUGCUCGAGUCUGUUUUUCAGACCCAUCGCCCCACCUGGGACGACUGUCAGCAACUCCUUACUGCCUUGUUUACGACAGAAGAGAGGGAUAGGAUAAAAAGGGAAGCAAAGAAGGCUGUACUGGGAGCCACCGGGGGUCGCCCUGAGGACCACCAGGAUGAGGUCGAGGAAGCUUUUCCCUCUACCCGCCCUAACUGGGACCCGGCCAGGUCCCCUAACUGGGACCUUAACUCCCUUAGUAAUUACCACAAGUAUCUGCUUCAGGGCAUGAAAUCAGCUGCAAGGAAACCAACAAACCUUACUAAAAUCUCUGAAAUCAGGCAAGGACCCGACGAGGCUCCUGGAGCCUUCUUGGAGAGGUUAUAUGAGGCCUACCGGACCUACAGUCCCAUUGACCCAGAGGCCCCAGAAAACAGAAGGGCUAUUAACGUGGCAUUUGCCACCCAAUCGGCCCCGGACAUCCGAAAAAAGCUCCAGAAACAGGAGGGUUUUGAGGGAAUGGUCAUAUCUCAGUUAGUGGAGAUAGCUCAGAAGGCUUUUUACAAUAGAGACACCCCUACAGAUGUGACUAGUAAGCAGUGUGCUAAAGUUGUGGUAGCAGCCCUCCAGUCGCUGAACGGGAACGGGAAAAGGGGGCAUCAGUCCCUUCCUCGCAGCUGCCUUAAUAAGAACCAGUGUGCUUACUGUAGGGAGUUUGGUCAUUGGAAAAACGAGUGUCUCCAAGGAAAAGGAGGGAGGGCUCACUCACCCUCAGUGCUGGUCACGACCGUUGGGGGACAUCCAGUUAACUUUUUGGUCGAUUCAGGGGCCGCACAUUCUGUGCUCAAGACCCCAUUAGGCCCCUUGUCAACCCGAUCCACGUCUGUCCAGGGAGCUACAGGACAAGCUGCCUUUUUCCCUUGGACCACUGAUAGAGUGGUUGACCUUGGCACAGGAACGGUAACCCAUUCUUUCCUUGUCAUGCCUGAAUGCCCAUACCCACUUCUUGGACGAGACCUUCUCCAUAAACUCAGGGCUACUAUCUCUUUUUCUACGCCAUCCCCCACUUUCACCUUUGCCCUGCCUGAGGGAAACGUUCCCAAAGGGUCUCUAAAUACUGAAAUCACUCUGCCGCUUUCGGCUGAGUACCUUCUUGCUGUGACCCCUGCGGCACUUCCCCACCUUUCCUCUCCCUCUCCCGUGCUUUCUCUGUUACAACAGGACUUUCCCAAGGUCUGGUCUGAAUCCAAUCCCCCAGGCCUGGCUGCGCAUCAUCCCCCAGUGGUGGUUCAGCUCCUUGCCUCAGCUGCUCCCAUUGCUGUUAGGCAGUACCCUAUGUCCCAGGAGGCACACCGAGGCAUUUCUACACACAUCCGACGUCUCCAAGACCACGGGAUCCUAGUGCCCUGCUCUUCCUCUUGGAAUACUCCUCUGCUGCCUGUACGGAAGCCCCGUUCCAAGGAUUUCCGCCCUGUCCAGGACCUAAGGGAAGUCAACAAGCGGGUAGAAACCUUACCCUCUGAUGUCUCCAACCCAUACACCUUACUUAGCCUUCUUCCUCCAAAUAAGGUUUGGUAUACUGUCCUUGAUCUGAAGGACGCUUUUUUCUCUAUUCCUUUAGCCCCCGUUAGCCAGCCUCUCUUUGCAUUUCAAUGGCAUGACCCAGAUGGGGCGUAUUCUGGACAACUUACUUGGACUCGGUUGCCUCAAGGGUUUAAGAAUUCUCCUACUCUUUUUAGUGAAGCCCUUCAUAAUGAUUUGGCACCCUUCCGUCUGGAACAUCCUUCUUGUACCCUCCUGCAAUAUGUAGAUGAUAUACUGUUGGCUUCUAGCUCUUAUGAUGAGUGCCUGACCUCUACCCGUGCCCUUCUGUCCCUUCUGCAGUCUUUGGGAUAUCGUGUGUCUGCAAAGAAAGCACAAUUGUGCCUCCAGUCUGUUUCUUAUCUAGGCUACAUUCUACGGGAGGGGCAGCGAUCUCUCUCUCCUGAGCGGGUAAGGGCAGUACUGGCUAUCCCUAUUUACUAUCUAUCUACUAAGAAACAGGUGAGGGAAUUUCUAGGUGUGGUUGGAUACUGCAGGAUGUGGAUUCUUGGGUUUGCUGAUCUGGCCAAACCCCUUUACUCUGCUUCCUCCGGGCAGGGGCCCCUUGUUUGGGGGGAAGCUGAACAAGCUGCUUUUGAUAACCUCCGUCAUGCCCUUCUCUCUGCACCAGCCUUGGCACUCCCUGAUAUCCACAAGCCUUUCCACCUCUUUGUGACGGAAAAAAUGGGAAUAGCCAAGGGUGUCUUAACACAGCCAUUGGGACCAUGGAAGCGGCCUGUGGCAUAUGAUCCCGUAGCCUCAGGAUGGCCGCCCUGCCUCCGGGCUAUAGCAGCUACUGCUCUUUUAGUCAAGGAGGCUGAUAAGUUGUCCUUUGGUCAAAACCUCUCUAUUUCAGCCCCACACUCGGUUGAGACCCUCCUCCGCUCCUCGCCAGAUCGCUGGCUCUCCCACUCUCGCCUCACUCACUACCAAGCACUCUUAUUAGACCACCCUCGCUUGACUUUUAUUCAUACAGGAGCCCUUAACCCGGCUACCCUGCUACCUGACUCUGAUCUGUCUGUCCCUAUCCAUGAUUGUCAUCAACUUCUUGACCAAGUCCAAUCUGCUCGUCCUGAUUUGACAGAUGUUCCUCUCUCGAACCCAGACUUGAUACUCUUUACCGAUGGAAGUAGUUUUGUUAAAGACGGUGUCCGCUAUGCUGGAGCCGCUGUCAUUUCCUCUCCAUCUCUCAAUGUUCUUUGGUCAAGCCCCCUCCCCUCCGGAUCCUCCGCCCAGAGGGCUGAACUCAUUGCUCUUACCCAAGCCCUCCGUCUUUCGGAGGGAAAAUCUGUUAACAUCUACACUGAUAGUCCCUACGCUUUUGCUACAGCCCAUGUCCACGCUUCUUUGUAUCGAGAACGGGGCUUGCUCACUUCUGCUGGUAGGGAAAUCCGCAACAAAUCUGAAAUUCUAGACCUUCUUGACGCUCUCCAACUCCCUUCACGGCUUGCUAUUAUCCAUUGUCCUGGUCACCAGACUGGUGACUCCCCUGAGGCCCUGGGCAAUCGAGCUGCUGAUUCUGCUGCUCGGCUCUCGGCCACUUCUUCCCUCAUUGCCCCCUUGAUGCCCACCCCGCUCCCUCCCAGUCCUGUCUAUUCCUCCUCGGAUGAUUCCUUCGCUAUCCAACAGGGAGAGGUGAAGGAAGGAUCAUGGUGGGUCAUAGAGGACAAAAUUUUUAUUCCAAAAGCUUUAGCAAGGGAAUUGAUUAGAGAAGUCCAUGACUCAACUCACCUGGGAUCUAAGAAAAUGCACCAGCUACUUGAGAGGUAUUACAUCCAUAAUAUAACAAAUUUGAUACAAGAUGCAGUAGAUUGGUGCACAGUAAGUGUCCAAGUAAAUGCAAAACAAGGCAAAAAGGCCCCAUUAGGAGCACGAGUUAAGGGCUGUGCACCAGGGGAGGCCUGGGAGGUAGAUUAUACGGAAGUUAAGCCACCUGCAGCAGGAUAUAAAUACCUCUUAGUCUUUAUAGACACUUUCACAGGUUGGGCGGAAGCCUUCCCCACUAGAAAUGAGACUGCCCAAACCGUAGUGAAGAAGAUCCUGAAUGAAAUCUUACCCCGAUUCGGAUUGCCUUUUAGGAUUGGUUCUGAUAAUGGCCCCUCAUUUACUGCUAAAAUUUCCCAAGGUAUAUCUAAGGCAUUGGGAAUAGACUGGAAACUACAUUGUGUAUAUAGGCCUCAGAGUUCAGGCCAGGUAGAAAGAAUGAAUCGUACAUUAAAAGAGUGCCUUACAAAACUUUGUUUGGAAACGGGUGAAAACUGGGUAACAUUGCUUCCUCUUGCUCUCCUCCUGAGAUGCACCCCAAACAAACUGGGUUUGUCCCCCUUUGAAAUUCUUUACGGGAGGCCGCCUCCCAUUUUACCUGCUGUAAGAGAAGACUUGAUAGCAGAAGCAACUAACUCCUCUAUUAUUAAGUUCCUUCAGGGUCUCCAAGAAACCCAGAACUCACUCCACAAGCAGGUGCGAGACGCGCUGCCCAUCCCAACCUUCAACCCUGUGCAUAAAUUUCAACCAGGCAAUACUGUUUUUGUCAAGAAGUACGCUACAGAUCUUGCCCCGAAGUGGAAAGGGCCACGUACUGUAAUUCUCACCACACCCACCGCCAUCAAGGUUGAUAACAUCUCUGCCUGGCUUCACCACAGUCGAGUCAAAGCAGCCCCGCCUGAGAAAUGGAAAGCGGAGUCCCUUGGAGAUCCACUAAAGAUAAGACUGUCUCGCUCCUCAUCCUGAUUUUCCUGCUCUACCCUUAUGUUUCUCCCCGAAACCCCCAUGCCCCAAAAAUCGACCUGGACUGGGUGGUCACCAUACAAAAAGGACAAUCUUGGACUUUUAGCAAUUCCAGCCGCAUCUUUCUCCCCCUCAACACUUUGUUUCCCAGAUCUAAAGGAUCCCCGGCAGUGGUGGGUUUUUUUACUCUGCACUGAUUCAGGUUGCCCGGCUCUCUGUACUUGUGACUGUGUCUCAACUGACCCUAAGGGAUCCCUAUGUGAACGGGCGGGAAGUAAGGGGGGUCCAGAUCCAUUGUUUCGCAUCCAAACAAAUGGAAUUGACCUUAAUAUCAUUAUUCAAAAUCCCUCAGACCCUAUCUGGGGAACACAAGUUUCCCGGACCUUAGCCCUCUUUCAGUUCAAUUGGGGAAAGGGUAAGAAUGGGAGAUUUGAACUAGGAGAUAGGAUGACUCUCACUGUGAGCAGUGGAGAUAAGGCCCCUCCUGUACUAUCAUCCCCUAUAGGACCUCUAGAAUCAGUCCUCAAAGGUCUAAGUCCACAGCUCCCAGGUGUCCCAAAUAUCCCGGUACCCCCAGAUGUCCCAGGUGACCCAGAUGUCCCAAAUGUCCCAAAGCCUCCCGAGAUGCCAGUAGGCUCAGGAGCACCAGUCUCUGUCCUGUACCCGCCGCCCAUCCAUUCCCCCAAUCAGAACUUACAUCUUUUCCGUCUCCUAGAAUCAACCCAUCGGCUUGUGAACAUAACAAAUCAUAACCUUGCUCAAGAUUGCUGGGUCUGCAUAGACCCCCAACCCCCAUUCUUUAUGGGUUAUGCUCUGCAAGAGGCCAUUGGGAAAACCUCUACUGCUGACCAAUGCACCUGGGAUCAGCCUAGGCUUACGCUGGGUGAUUUGCAGGGGACAGGCACCUGCUUAACCACUUCUUCCACAUCUCUCUCAAAUCCCCUCCAUAGAUUCUGCUCCAGAACCAUAGAGAUGACUAAUCCCGAAUCUGACUCAUACUGGUUCAUGGCCCCACCCGGUUCCU